CGUCCCCCAGAUCCCCUGUUGGGUACAACCGCAUCGAGUGCAGACCUGUCACCUGAAUGCCAUCCCUCUGUCGAUACAGAGGAGCACAGGCAGGCUUGGCUGCUAUAUAAGAGCUUAGCUCAUACCGGUACCCAACCACGGAACCUCCACAUUCUUCUCAUUGUCAGCAGCAGAGGAGGCCGCGAGAAACUUAGCUCAUCCAUACAGAGAGGAAGAACGAAGAAGGCGUUGAAAUCAAGAAACGCCAAGAAUCAGGCCGGCUUUCAUCUUGCCGGUCGGUUUUCGGUGAAGAUGAACAACUCCAGUUUUCUGAUUUGUGAUGACCUGGGAAAGGUGACUAGCAAUGGGCUGUUCGCGGGAGAGCGUCCGUUCCACUUCUAUCUGCCACGCCUCACCUUCCAAUUGACGGUUCUUUCGCUGGUGACGCUCGCAGCACAGGUGGCGAUGAAGCCAAUGGGGCAGACCAGAUACGUUGCCAACCUAAUUGCCGGCGUGUUGAUCGGUCCAACUUGCCUUACGCACAUAAUACCGGGGGUGACGAAAUUCCUGUUCCCACAGAACGGGCCGCCGCUCCUGGAAUUGGUGCUCCAUUUUGGUCUAUGCUUCUGGUACUUCCUGAUGGGGGCUCAGCUUCAUCCGGGCCCCAUGCUGAAGAAUGUGUCUGCGAAGGCUGCACUGAUAGGCAUGACUUCCAUGCUCUCCCCUCUCCUUCUCUCCUACCCCGUCGUCAUCAUCGUCAACAAGCUCGUCCCCGAGCACAUGCAGAGCGGAGUCGCCCCUUGGUUCAUGGGCUUCUAUUUCCUCCCCACCACCGUCACAGUCUUGGCCGGCAAUGUCAUCGACCACGAGCUCCUCGGCACCGAUGUGGGCAACCUGGCCACAACCGCCGCCAUCUUCACCUCGAUCGCCGUCGUUCUGCCAUUGAAUGUGUUGCUCUUGGUGAUUACUCCUAAAAGGGAGGAUGAGAUGUUCUAUCAGUUCCCGCUGGGGAAGUUCCUGUCUGGUAUAGGUUUCGCCGCCUUUUCAUUUUUCGUGGCCCGUCCGGUGAUCAGUUGGAUAGCCCGGCGAAUCCCAAGCGAGGAGGAUGUGAAGGAGAACCAUGUCUGCGGAGUGCUUCUUUGGGCCGUAGGGUCGGCCGCAGCUACCGAGGUUCUCGGCUGCCGGAUCACAUACGGCGCCUUCUUGGCCGGUUUUGUCCUACCGCAUAGUGCACUCACGACGGUGGUGACGAAGAGGCUGGAGGACUUCAACACCACGCUGCUGAUGCCUCCAUUCUUCGCCGUCGUCGGGCUCAACACCAACUUGCUGUCCGUCAUGAACGGCGGAAAAGGGAUAACGCUGGCUUUCAUAAUCUUGCUCAUUUACGUGGGCAAGGUUGGACUGGUUGCACUCGCCGCAUCCAGUAGCAACAUCAGCACAAAUGAAGGCUUGAUGAUGGGCGUGCUCAUGUCCUCCAGGGGCAUCCUCGACAUCCUUAUGCUGUUUUGGGCCUCAACAAGAGGGAUUGCCCGGACGGGAGAUGAAGAGUUUGCGACUUUGGUCCUUGGGAUCAUUGUGCUGAACAUGAUGAUCGGCCCCGCCAUUUCCUAUCUCUAUGAGCGCCCUAUGGUGCUGCUGCACAAGGGUUGUCGAGCCGUGCAGGAGCUCAGACCCGACAUGGAGCUGCGCAUCCUCGCCUGCCUCUACGAUCACCACACCAUCCCCAGCCUGCUGAGCCUGGUCAAGGCCACCAACGCCACCAAGUUCUCCCCCAUCUACCUCUCCGCGCUCCACCUCGUCCACGCCACGUCCCGCGAGUCGACCGUGCAGCAGCAGAGCCUGGAGAGCGGCGGGUUCGUCCGGGGCGGCGACACCGGCUCCUUGAACGCGGCCUUCAUGAUGCACAAGUGGCCGGCGUGGGUCAACUUCAACCUCCAGACCAAGCUCUCCUCUUACUCUACGAUGCCAGAGCACAUCUGCAAGGCCGCCGAAUCCGGCCGCGCCACCCUCGUCAUCAUCCCCUUCCACAUAAGGAGACUGCUGGGCAGCCACACCGGCGUCUCCAACGAAAUAGUUAGGAACAUCAACCUGAAUGUGCUGGAGAAGGCCCCCUGCUCCGUCGCCGUGCUUGUGGACAUGGGCAUCGCCGGCGCCCGCACCAACGUCUUCUUCAACGUGGCCGUCCUCUUCUUCGGCGGCCCCCAUGACCGGGAGGCCAUGUCCUACGCUUUGAGAAUGGCGGACGUUGAGGGCCUGAGGCUCACCCUCGUGAGGUUCACGCCUGCGUCUGGUGCAUCCACCAAACCUCUGCCCGUUUCCGGCGAGAUGACGGAAGAUGACAUUUUCAUAGCCAGAUUUAGAACCAUGUUCGAAGCAAGGAGAUCGGUUACCUACAUGGAGAAGGAGGUUGGCUGCGGCGCCGACACCGUGACCGUAAUCCAGGGGAUGGAUAAGACCCACGACCUCUUCAUUGUGGGUCGGCACCACAGAGGGGCGGCCGCGCAAAUGUUGGCGGGGUUGGACACGUGGAGCGAGUACCCGGAGCUGGGGACGGCGGGGGACCUGUUGGUGUCGCCAGACGUUUCGGCGCCGGCAGUGCUGGUGGUGCAGCAAUACUCUUGGGGAGAAGAUGCUGAGGAGGAGACUAGGGAGAGCAGGCAUGGCAUCGGACAUGGCGGCCAAACUUAUCGUGGCUAUGUGCUGCAUGAUCAGGUAAGGGCUUCGGCGCCUGCGCCUGGGAGAGGAAGCAACGUCGUCUCUCAACAUGCAGUCCAGUUUGAUGAAUAUGGAUGGAACUGGAACUUGCGCGCUGGAUUCUAAAGGCACCACAGUUUUCUUUCUCACUAAGAAGAAAACGUCAGAAGUUAAAAGAUUAUCACCGAACCGAACAAGUUUUCUUCUUCUUUUUUUUCCCUCUCUCUCUUCCUCGGAAACGGAAGAGACGAGGCCAUCGGAGCCGGCCGGUUUUGUAUGCCACUGAAAGCGCCAGAUCAAUGAAAAGCCACUCACUCGCUCCCUCUCCC
Molecule: messenger RNA, 3002 nt
Organism: Nymphaea colorata (pocket water lily)
Lineage: Eukaryota; Viridiplantae; Streptophyta; Magnoliopsida; Nymphaeales; Nymphaeaceae
Product: cation/H(+) antiporter 15-like
Exons: 4
Coding region: 292-2799 (835 amino acids)
Biological process (GO): regulation of pH; proton transmembrane transport
Cellular component (GO): endomembrane system; membrane
Molecular function (GO): antiporter activity
Source: RefSeq, a predicted model, not a curated record